GACCCAUUAGUCUAAGCCAUCCGCGGAGGGCUCAAAGGCUAGGCUGUUUAGAGGUGCUGCCAUUGUCGUGGCAAUGGUUUUCAUGUGCCACUAGUUUCCGCAAUCCCCACGACGCAUGGGCGCGGAGCUGCUAUAAUGCGCUUGGCCGCACUCACUUCUCCUUCACUUCACUUCGAAGUUGAUCGACCCUCACUCCUCGUGAUUGGGCCCCUUGGCCCCUUUUUUGCUGCUGAUUGUUCCUUCCCUGGUCCCGCUCGUGUGCCCAUGUCCUGGACCAGUACCUUCUCAUACUUUGAACAAGUGAUAUGUUCCACUUGACUCUCUCAUUAGCCUGGACGUGACUCCAGCUUCUGUCUCUGAGCCGGCAAUCACGUGGUCCCUCAGCUCUUGCUGCGGCCUUCGUGAAUUUUCGAACUUGUCGCCAAUUCUUGGAAUCUUUACUUUACUUCUGACGAUAGGAUUCUUUGAAAUGUCUUAAUCUUCUAAUGCUGAUCUCUAUUCUGGAAGUAUUUAAACCUCUCCUAGUGUACUUAUUAGUUGAGGUCUUCGCAGAGAGUAGUUGGUAUUUUGAGCACCUCGAAAAGAAUCCUCGGACUUGCAAUCGUAUUCGAGAAUUGGCGAGAGGUUGUAGGUAUCACAGUCACCAUCUCAGCAAGUAUACUACGAAGAGCACUACUCCGGAGCGCCAGCAUAGGAGCAGAAUUUGAUGGGCGUCACUCCCUGACGAAUCAUUAGUUAGGUUGCAAUCUCGGUGUUAUUUGGGUUUCAAAAUGAAGUUAUUCGGGUGGGGUAAGAAUAAGGACCCGCAGCCACCGGUGUUGCAGCAAACCAAGAAAUCAGAUCCGUACGAAAGGAGUUGCGAUGGGAGAGAUCGAGGCACAGCAAGUAUGAGAACAAUCGUUGCUGGGAUGAGCAUCCGAAGGCGACAGGGGGUUUUUGACGUGGACAACAGGGAUUAUCUCCACGGCGGCUUAACCACAAAGUCUAAGGGUAGUUGCAUCGGUGAUCCGGAUUCCGGCAACAAGAUGGAAGAUACAAUCCGGUUUGUGUUCAGCCACAAGCGGGAAGGUCUGCUUGCUAUCGGGACAUUCGCCUUGGAACAUCUUCAGUCCAUUCGGAACACCAUUGACGUGCACCAGAAAACAGAGGAAAAAGACGCAUGCGAGCCUUCCACCUGCGCUUCAGCGAUAGAGACUACCGUUUCAGACGACCAAGAAAAGUUGCAACGAGGCUGGUUAAUAUCAAGGAAAGUGAGUAAUUUGCCGGCGUUCGGAGAUGGGACCUUGGGAGGGGAGUCCGAAAGUGAAGAGCGUCACAAGAGGCUCGAUCAGUCUAAGGCCCUUAUCCUCUGCAAUAACGGGAAUCGGACGCCAGAUACGCGUAUGAAACCCAUUGUCCUCCUCACAUCGCUGCCACCCGAGCUUCGAAAGGAAUUUGAUCUCGCCAGGGCUACGCUCUACAGCCAAUCGCAUUUAUCGAAUCUCGUUGUCCACUGGACCGACUCUGUGCCACCUUCAGUGCUUGACAGUGCCGAGGGACCCUCUCUCGUCGACGACUUCUAUUCAUCUUUUCUCUGCGGGCUCUUCAGCUCCAAGAAAAAACCUUCUAACUCUGACAAGACGUUAGGUAAGUGGUCAACCCAGAGAGAAAUCGAGCCUAUACCUGGCGAAGAAAAGAGACGCAUGAUUCCCAUUGAGCUUGCUGAGAUGGAAUUAAUUAAGAAAUCCAUCUUUCAGAGCAUUGGAUCCGCUGGAAUGCCAUCACUUAACAAGCUCGCGAAGCUCUGGAGGUUGACGUGUAAACAAACUUCUGCGAGGAUAGCCCCCGAAAGGAGACCAGUCUCACGACCUACGCUCAAGGGCCCGCAGUGCAAUCCACAUGAAGAAUGUUCUACUACCCCAGUAGCGCAGCCCUUGAGACCGACAAGCCGGGUUUCUGACGACGAGUGCAGGCAGAAGGUUGAGGAAUUUAGAAGACGAGUGAAAAUGCACGAGAGGAUGACAAUUGCUCCUAGGGAGCCAAGUGCCGAAUGCUCUCCAAGUCACGACGGUUUGGGACACUGGAUCAAGACCGACGAAGAUUUUGUUGUACUUGAGUUGUGAAACAACCACAUAAAUUUCUCAAACAGGAGCGUUUCCACUUUGCCAACUUAAUUGGGUCAGUAAUUACCUUGUCGAUGCGAUUGGGAGCGCUAGCCACUCGUUCGACUCAAACUGAAGCGUUAAUGGUCCGAAUCAUUUCACUAGAAUCCCGCUUUGUUUUUGGUUUGAAUCAAUCAAUGCACUCCUAACUGAGUGCUGUACAAGACGAUCGGAAGUUGAGAAUUUGGGCAUGCGAGCAUCUAAUGGCUUUUUAGCUUGGGCUCAAAAUCCAUUCCUUAGCAAUCGAAUGAGAGAGAUGUGACCAAGGUCUACGUUCUGUUUCAGAACCUGCAUUAUCCGCAUCAAAUUCUCAAUCUGCACAAUCUCAAUGCUGGUAUGUUUUUGAACUGAUCAGCUGGGCCAAGUCAAGUCAUACGUACUGCCGAGAGGCAUCUGCUGGACUCAUCUCGAGCCAUUUGUUGGCCCUUGCACAACUAUAACUUAGCUUUGCAUCAGUACACUAAAACACUUCGACCAAAGUGUACUUUACUUGAGAUAGCUGGUGGUAUAUCAUUGAUCUCACAAAUUUUCGUUUUUUUCUGCUAGACACACUAGAGCUUGUUUACGUCAUAGACCAUACUUCAAAAUUGCUGAUGGUGUGUAAGAAUUGUACAUAGAGCUAUUCAUUUUCAGGCGAAAACAGUAACGUGUUGAAUAGUGAGAUACUUUUUUCCGUUCUCAGAGUGCCUACCUUAUAGAUUCUGAGAUGGAAUCAACUGCAUCGUCGGUGUAAUUUUGGUAUUGUGUGCGCAAUAAAGUUUGGAUUGUGACGUUCAAUGCA
Messenger RNA from Physcomitrium patens, 2922 nucleotides. RefSeq lists its product as uncharacterized. Lineage: Eukaryota; Viridiplantae; Streptophyta; Bryopsida; Funariales; Funariaceae. The record is from RefSeq and is a predicted model, not a curated record.